Messenger RNA from Pomacea canaliculata, 767 nucleotides. RefSeq names its product UPF0545 protein C22orf39 homolog. The coding region runs from base 223 to 636 and encodes 137 amino acids. NCBI's taxonomy places the organism in Eukaryota, Metazoa, Mollusca, Gastropoda, Architaenioglossa, Ampullariidae. The transcript is spliced from 4 exons. The record is from RefSeq and is a predicted model, not a curated record.
UUAACUUCGCUUCAUGGAAAUUUGAGGGGAAAAAUAACUAAAAGUAGAUUUUGAAAUAAUCCAUUGAUAUGUACAUCGGGUUAUGUUAAAAAUGCGGAUCAAGACUGCGACUGUCGUCUGCCAUUGUAAAGUUGUGACUGCGACAAGCGAGAAAUCAAAGUUGCGUACCUUCUCGAAAGGGUACGACCAGACUGCUGGAUAAAGUAGUCGCUAAAAUUCUUCAUGCAAUGUGUCGAGAGACAGGUCAGACCAUGUGAAAUAUAUCAAGAAGAGUUCAUGGAUUGCAAAAGCUUGAAGGGGAGAUUUCACCAGUACUACAUAAAUGGCACCUCUAGUGACUGUGAGGGCUGGCGUCGAGACUAUCAGAACUGUUUCAAGUUCCGUAAGAGUGGUGACAUUCCAGCAGUGGAGGCUAUCAUUGCUAGUGAAAAAGAAAGAAGGGUGCAACGACUGCAAGGAGCACGACAGAAUGAUGUUUGGGAAUACCGUAAAGUACCUCCCAAAGAAUGGCAUGACGAAUUGCCAGAAUGGACUAGCAAGCGACAAAACACAGUAUUAGCAGAGGUUCAAAGACAAAGGGAAAAAACGGGCUCUUUUCUCGAGCCAGAUACCGGCAGAAUGUGUGUCAUAUCCUGAAUCCAGAUAUGCUUAGGUCUUGUCGUUUUGUUGUUAAUAGAAUAUGUAUAUUUGUAUAUAGUAUGUCCAGAAAGUAGAGAAUGAUUGUGAAGGAUAUGGAUUUUAAAAUAAAAGACAAAACUUCAAAGGAA